This is a messenger RNA of Culicoides brevitarsis, 826 nucleotides long. RefSeq lists its product as uncharacterized. The transcript has 3 exons. The coding region runs from base 126 to 737 and encodes 203 amino acids. Lineage: Eukaryota; Metazoa; Arthropoda; Insecta; Diptera; Ceratopogonidae. The record is from RefSeq and is a predicted model, not a curated record.
UUAUUUUUUGUUGUCUUACGACGCAGUCAUCAUUUGUUCUCACUCUCGCAAAAAAAAAGUGUCGCCGGUAAAAAUUGAGAUAUUUUAUUGAAAAAAUAUAAAAAAUUAAAUAAUUAACCGUGAAAAUGAUCAAAACAACACUUUAUUUGUUGAUUGGAAUCGCAUUCCUUUUCUGCAACGUUGAGUCACAAUGUCUUCAAUGCACCUCUGAAAACAACGGCGACUGCAACAAUCCCAACGGAAAUGGCUAUUCCCGUGGUUGCGAAGGAGGCACCGCUCAUUGUUACGUUCGUGUUGUCGAUGGUCGCGUAAUCCGUGGCUGCCAAAAAGACCUUUCCACCGAAGUUUUGUCGCAUUGCUCCCAAAAUGAAGACGAAGCCACUUGCCGCACUUGCAACUCGACAAAUUGCAACGGAGGUCUCUUCCCGCCGCACCGCAUCUUCUGUCAUCACUGCGACGAACGCAAAGAGGAUGGAAAUUGCACGCAGAAAAUCGAAGGCACUCCCUUCCCGUGUCGCACAUAUCAAGCGAACGACCAAUGCAUCGUGCGUCAACAUGGCGAUCACGUCAUCCGGGAAUGCUUGUCGGACUACGAGGACUGUUCGAAGGAAAAAAGUUGCCAAAAAUGCGAUUCGCAUGGAUGUAACAACGAAGAGUACAAGGGAACUGGAACUACCGUCACUUUUAGCAUGCUCGUCAUCGCCGGUUGUCUUUUGAUGACAAACGCGUUUUACUGAAUUUGGGUGACAAAUUCGUCGAUAAGAUAAGAAAAAAGUUGUAGAAGUAUUAAAAAUUAAUAAAAAAAAAUUAAAAUUAUUAAAAAAAA